This is a messenger RNA of Gilbertella persicaria, 1184 nucleotides long. RefSeq lists its product as uncharacterized. The transcript is spliced from 5 exons. Bases 36 to 1088 code for a protein of 350 amino acids. The record is from RefSeq and is a predicted model, not a curated record. Lineage: Eukaryota; Fungi; Mucoromycota; Mucoromycetes; Mucorales; Choanephoraceae.
UUUUUCCCUUUUUUUCUUUUUCUUUUUCACCAGAUAUGUGGCGAUCGUGGGUGGAUAGGAUAAACACUAUCAAUAAAAUAGCUGAGGAGCCUCAGUUAUCAAAAGAAGAACAACUCAAACAAGAAAAACAGCAGGAACAUUUUCGUGACAGUUGGCAAAAGUGUACAGACUUGAAUUCAAGCGACGAGCAACGAUCUGACAUCUUCUUGCUCGAGUUACUCCCGCUGUUUUGCGAAACACAUGAACAGUUUGGCACAGCCUUUACCUUUAGCAUAGUGCCAGACGAUCGCGCUUUCUUGAGUAUGCUUACAAAAGAGAUUAUUGCGGGUAUACGAAAAAUACCUGAGCAUCAGAGUAAAUCAGAAUCAAGUCAAGCAUUGAUGGAUAAUUUGAGAUCUAAAUCACAUUUGUACAAUGUGAUACGAGCUAUUCAAGUCGUUUGUUAUGGACCUGAAGCCAUUGUGAUGUUGAUGAUACAACAGAGAAUUCCUUCUAUCAUGAUCAAACUCUUCCGUUCUUUUAUUGAUCUUUCCGUCGACUAUUAUCGAUAUGAAAAAGAAGGCAUGGUCACUAUUGAGGAAACAGGCGACAUGAUGACCAAUAUCUUGAAAGGGUUUGUCAAGAGACAGACCGUGUUGCAUAGGUUAAUGACAGAAGAUACAUUAUUAACCUUAUUGCGCAUCAUUUCAGCCAAGCCUACAGAAGACCAAGAAGCUUAUUUGAUAUGGAAGUCGCGUACGGUAGAUAUUUUGACUAGUGUGGAUAUGAAUAGCGAAGUAUGUCAAUAUUUAUAUCAACGCCACUGUGUGGAAUUGUUAUGUCGACUUUGGCGUGACCAUACAGAGUGGAGUGUGGUAGAUCACCGAGAAUUGUUGAUGACUCUGGAUAUAUUGUAUCAUCAACUGAAAGGAUCAGCCAAGAUACAGUAUUGGAAACUAUUUGAAGAGAUGAUAGAAGCUUCCGGAUAUGAGACUCUGUGCAAGGUUUUAAGGACUGGGCCCUUUGAUCAGCCUAUGCUUCAGUUAAAAGUAAGCUGUGUACAUUAUAUGCUUUGGCUUAUGCUUGCUAUAGAUAGAAAUUGUACAUAGAUUAGUAGAUUUGAGUUUUGUAGGUAAAAUAAGCCCUAUUCCUUCUGUUUCAGAUGGGCUUCCAUAUCAACAUGCAGGUAAGUAAACACAUACUUG